UCUUCCUAGAGAAUCUGAUAGUGCAACAGUACCAAUGCCACGAUAUUUAGUGUAAUCUUAUCGUUACUGUAUCGUGAAAUCGGGCAAGCUCUUGCCAUUUAAAAUCCAAUCAGCAGGACUAGUCCUUUAAUGACAUCAACUCAGAAAAUAUUUCUCUAGGAUUUGUGUUUCGAUUAUUUCGGAAGAACAAAAGAUUUGUACGAUGAUUCCAUUCCACAGAGACAUGGGAAGGUUUCGAAGGAUCCUUCUCCUUACGAUGACCAUGAUUGAAUUUUUUGCGCCUUCGAAGGCAUCACAGCACUGGAGCGAGUGUUUUGUUGGCGAUGAAGAUCCAGCUCUGAUGGCUAGAUUGAUGUUCGCUGAACUAGAAUUUGAUGAAAUUUCAAAGGAUUUACAUAACCUGACGACUUUGUGCAAUCUCCCGGAGGCAGAGAGAGAACAAGUGUUGCAAGGUUCAACCUUAACAGAGUGCAAGGAAAAUAACACCAUUUUAGAGAAACGCCUGAAUGAGACCAAAGAAGACAUGACUUUCAUGACUUCCAUUAAAGAAAAAGAAAAACUUCAAAACUUGACAAAUCUGGUCAACAUUCUACGGAAGGAAAUUGGAGAGAAUUUUACAUCAAUGGGUAAUAGUAGACCGAUGGACUGCGCAGACGUGAGAAUUCUGGGAAACACAACGUCCGGAGAAUACACCAUUUUCCCUACCGAAGAGAUGGAAGCCAGAGUUCUUUGCGACAUGGACACCGAACUUGGCGGAUGGACCGUUUUCUUAAAAUUUCAUGAUGCAUCCAUUGGGCAGAUUGAACACUUUCUGACCACGGAUGGUACAAGGGAAGGAGACUCCCUCUAUUGGUUAGGUGAAGAUGUCCUUCACUACCUAACUCAAUAUAAUUUUACGGUGAGGGGCGAAAUGGAUAUUAAUGGAAAGGAUACAUCGUUCGAGCUGGCCACUUACUUCAGGUUCUUAGAAUCAACCAGACUCUCAGACAGCAAUCAGGUUUGGCAAGCCUUACUCCCCCGUAUAAAGGUUUACAGGAGCGAUAAAGUAUCACUUACCAUGCAGCUCAGAAGACGCAACUAUGGACGAAUCUCCCAAAUGGAUGAUCAAGUACCAGGGACCUCUGGAUGUGACACACAAAAAUCCACAAAGAAAAGAAAAGUUGCUGCUGAGGGGAAAAAAAUAUUACUAGAGUUAGCUUGUAAGCACCUUGAAAAGGACGAGGGUGUGGAUCCAUUAGGACAGAGCUGGGCAGAGGAAUUUAAAAAAUUAUAAGAAAACCAGCAAAUUUACGCUAGAAAAGCUAUUAAUGAUAUAUUAUAUGAGGGCCGACUCGGGAGACUCAACAUGAACUCGUUGAAAAUUAAUGAACCACAACUCUUACGAUCAGUACAAAAAUCAGAUCAUAUGAACACUGUAAGAGUAAUCACUCAUCCUGUUGUCAAGGAACAUAGGUCCAUAGAGGAUCUAUUAAAUGAUCCACAAUUUAGUUAAUAUGACUGAGUACCAGUAACUGAAAUAUAAGUAGCCUACAUAAUGUGAAAUUUAUUUCUCAUACAUUCAUGUAAUUAAUUACAUACACUAUGUUUUUAUGUAUAUACCGGUAAACAGUACUGUUAUAUUUUUGUUUAAACUCUCCCUCUCUCUCUCUCUUUCUCUAUCUCUCUUUCUCUCUCUCUCUCUGAUAUGCAAUGACAUUUGCUUACACCUGUGGUAAAUAUUAUUUUAAUUUCAUAAGCUGCUUCCUACAACUGUAAAAGAGCAAAUGAUAAA
Messenger RNA from Macrobrachium nipponense, 1771 nucleotides. Its product is annotated as angiopoietin-1-like. The transcript is spliced from 9 exons. The record is from RefSeq and is a predicted model, not a curated record. Lineage: Eukaryota; Metazoa; Arthropoda; Malacostraca; Decapoda; Palaemonidae. The coding region runs from base 203 to 1273 and encodes 356 amino acids.